Phytophthora sojae is the source of this 1875-nucleotide messenger RNA. RefSeq lists its product as hypothetical. The transcript has 3 exons. The coding region runs from base 1 to 1875 and encodes 624 amino acids. The record is from RefSeq and is a predicted model, not a curated record. NCBI's taxonomy places the organism in Eukaryota, Oomycota, Peronosporomycetes, Peronosporales, Peronosporaceae.
AUGGUCGUCCCGCGAGAGAAGAACGCGAAUCUGCUUUACCCAGAAACGUUAAAGGAGGACCUCAUUCAGUUCUGUGGCACAAAUCAACGUACGGAUUCAAGUUCUGAAUACGAGGAGGCGUUGAGGAGAAUUGCAGCUCUGGAUAGCAACUUGCAGCAAGACAAGCCAGGCGUCGACAUCCAAGUCCCAAUGCAGAUGUGGUUCCACGUGGGGAUGAGCAAGUCUACAAAGCCAAUUGAGGAUAUUCAGAGCGCCGCGGCGGAGAUUCAACGAGGCUGGGAGCGUUCUGGGCACACCUACGAUUGCGAUCUUGUCCGACUACGUGAUCAAUCCGAACAUGCGGACACGGUGGAACGGUUGGUGAGGGAGAAUAAUUGGUUCUCGCAGUUUACGCUGUGGGUGAAUUUGGACAGAGAGCUCCGAUCUGGCGAGCUGCCCUCGAUCAAGACAUUGGGACGACUCAUGGCGUCUCUAUUUGUUAGCGGACGACGGCCGUAUGAAGAAAUAACUACCAAGUACCACCGCAAGUUUGAGACGCCAGAAGCGAGACCACUUCAAAUGGGAACAGUUCGCUUAAUAUGUGCGUCCUGGCUCGAAUCUCGCGAGGUGGAGGCAACGGGCUCAGCUAUUGCAGUAUGCCGGAAUGCCAGAAAACUUUCCAUGAGACUGGAAAUGCAUUCAACUGACGUUGACAUUACUCGGCAGUGGUGGAGGUGGAUAGCGUACGCGCUCUUCUCAAAGCGAGCGCGUACCAGCUCAUCCGUUGAAUCUCUCGCAUUCACGGCAAUUUCAGCCAUGAGCGCACAAGAUAUGGAGGCUUUCGCGGCCAUUUUGGCGUCUCACCACCCAGAGGAAGAACUCUUCGGUUGCCCUCGCGGUACAGUAGAGGAGAGAGACGCCACCUUGAAAGAUAACGCUUUGAUCUACGCUCUGAUUAACGAUCAAGGUAUGCCACGUAAAGCGUCUCGGAUCACCCCGCCGUCGGUUGUUCGAACCGUCAGGUGCUUCAGUGACGAUGGGGCCAGUGAAUGGGUCAACGCGCUUGUUCCCGGGUACGGGCGAUGCCUCAUUAAUCGGGCGGAUUUAAUUUUUCACGAGAGUACCGAGAUUUCUGGUAAGCCGUGCAGCGUGACAUCGCUCUGGAUCGGAUUUGAGAAAGACGACGAUGAGCGCCACGUAUACCCAGCGAUUUCAAACGGAUUACCUCGAUUUCUGCAGCUUGUCGGCCAAGAGCUGAAGGAUUUAACGCUUGAAGGACCGAGGGUGGAGCUACCUGUUGGCGCGAUCCUCGAAAGCUGUCCUGUAUUGGAGGAGCUGUCACUAUGUGGGUACUUCGUGGAUGUGAAUUUAAAUUUCAGCGAGUGCAAAACUGUGCCGCCUGCUUCAUUUAAUUGUCAGUGGGAGGAUAUCGCUGCACUUGCUGCAGCUCUGAGUGACAGCACCAAUCCAGUGGCCAAGUGCGUACGCCGGCUUCGAGUGCACUUUGAUGCGCACGCGAAAGCGCUUCUGCAGAUGCUGGAGGUGAGCCGGAGCUUGGAGUAUGUCGACGUCAUUGUGUCUGCAUCCGAUGCACCGGCUGCGUUUGUCGACGGGUUCAAGAGGCACCAUCGCACACCUAUUAACCGGUCGGUCAAAUUCGCUCUAGAGACCAAGCUGGCGUUCCUCAGCGUGGUUUCCGCUCGACGAGAGCCGUUGACUGUUGCCAAGAAGCGGAAGCAAUCGGUGUUGAAAACCCAUGUGGCGAUUGGCCAGCUUGACGAGAACGUACUGUCCAACAUAUUCGCAUUGGCGGCUACUCCGAUAUACCGUGAAGUGCAUUUUGGCGCCCCGCGCGCUGAUUUCUGGGAGGAGGAACGCACUCAUGUGCUCAUCUAG